Molecule: messenger RNA, 4529 nt
Organism: Cheilinus undulatus (humphead wrasse)
Lineage: Eukaryota; Metazoa; Chordata; Actinopteri; Labriformes; Labridae
Gene: slc15a2
Product: solute carrier family 15 member 2
Exons: 22
Coding region: 278-2389 (703 amino acids)
Biological process (GO): oligopeptide transport; transmembrane transport
Cellular component (GO): membrane
Molecular function (GO): dipeptide transmembrane transporter activity
Source: RefSeq, a predicted model, not a curated record
UGAGUGAAAUCACACGUCCGAGUCACAAAAUACCCACGAACUCUUGUUUGGGAGUUUUUUGAGCAUCAGCAUUUUUUGUUGUGAGGUUUCCUUUAGUUUAUGAUUAAAAGAGUGGUAGAAUAUUAACUUUAAGUCGGCUUUAAGUCCAUAAAUGUUGGAGGUUUUGCAUUCGUGCAGCCACAGAGCAGAGAAGAGGAGAGUGGGACGGACUUGGAUGUGAGACAGGAGCUUUCGAUGUCCCAGUAAGGAUCCAAACACACCAUCAACAAAAAGCAACAUGACAAAGAAACUAUGUGGGACCAAUUAUCCAACCAGCAUCUGCUUCAUAGUGGUGAACGAGUUCUGUGAACGCUUCUCCUACUAUGGCAUGAAAGCAUUGCUGACGCUUUACUUCCUUACUUACCUGGGCUGGGACAAGGAUCUCUCCACAGCUAUCUACCAUGCUUUCAGCAGCCUCUGCUAUUUCACACCCAUCCUGGGAGCCAUCAUCGCUGACUCCUGGUUGGGAAAAUUCAAGACCAUCAUAUACUUGUCCCUUGUGUAUGUGGUCGGCCAUGUGGUCAAGUCAGUCGGAGCCAUUCCCACUGUGGGAAGUAAGGAGGUUCACAUUGGUUUGUCCAUGACUGGUCUGAUACUCAUUGCCUUCGGUACUGGAGGAAUCAAACCCUGCGUAUCAGCCUUUGGUGGAGACCAGUUUGAUGAGGAGAAUAUCUCAGAGAGGCAGAAAUUCUUCUCCAUUUUCUACAUGUCUAUAAAUGCUGGGAGCCUUCUGUCCACUAUAAUCACACCCAUACUGAGAGGUGAUGUGAAGUGUUUUGGUCAUGAUUGCUACGCUCUGGCCUUCGGGGUUCCUGCUAUUCUGAUGAUUGUAGCUACAGUUGUGUUCAUUGCUGGCAGUAGCUUGUACAAAAGGAAUCCUCCCCAAGGAAAUGUACUGCUGGAAGUCUGCAGAUGCAUUGGAUUUGCCAUCAAAAACCGCUCAGUAAGAUCAAAGCAUGACCCUCCAAGGAAGCACUGGUUGGAUUGGGCAGAGGAGAAGUAUUCGAAGCGUUUGAUUCAGGAGAUUAAGAUGGUUCUGCGAGUUUUGGUGCUCUUCAUUCCACUUCCGAUGUUCUGGGCUCUGUUUGAUCAGCAGGGUUCCCGUUGGACUCUUCAGGCCACGAGGAUGAACAUGGCUUUUGGAGAUUCCUUCUCUAUUAAGCCAGACCAAAUGCAAAUGCUGAACGCUCUGCUGAUUCUUAUAUUUGUGCCCAUCUUUGAUCUCAUUAUAUAUCCGCUUGUUGGCCUUUGCAGGAUCAAGAUCACGCCUCUGCGGAAAAUGGCCAUGGGAAUGAUUUUUGCAGCUCUGGCCUUUGGAGCAGCCACAGUGGUCGAAGUGAAUGUUGUGGAAAGUGUGGUGAAUCCUGCCCCAACUGGAAAUUGUCUCAUGCAGGUGUAUAACCUGGCAGGAGGUGAUGUGAGCGUGAGCAUUGGUUCAAGUAACCCGUUUACUGCUCCCAUCAAACACCUUCAGGACCCUCCAAAAUAUGAGACUGUCACGAUAGGAGCACACAGCAAACACAUCCCGGUUCAAGUCACCUUUAACGGAGAAACCACUAACUGUGUAGAGGAGUUUGAAGAGAAGAAGGCCUACAGUCUGAUUGUAGACUCUGACAUUACUGGUAUCCAGUGCAAACUUGUUGAAGAUAACAUAAAGAAAACUGAGGAUGGAAAUCCUUAUCUGAGGUUCCUAAACAAAGGACCAGAUGAUAUUACGAUACUUGUCGGAGAAGUGGAGUUCUUCGUUCCCUCUGGUGUCAUGUCGAUGAACAAGAGCGUUGAUCGAGGAGAAUACCCUGAUGUAACCUGCACCACAGCAUCAAAGACCUGCCCUAAGCUCAAUCUGGGCCUGCUGGACUUUGGAGCCUUGUACACUGUUAUACUCUUGGAGGAAUCAGGUAAAAUAGUUCCUCACACGAUGGAGGAUGUGAAAGCUAAUGAUGUGCACAUCGCAUGGCAGAUCCCUCAGUACGUCCUCAUAACUGCAGGAGAGGUCAUGUUCUCCAUCACAGGCCUCGAGUUCUCCUACUCACAGGCUCCAGCCAACAUGAAGUCAGUCCUGCAGGCUGGCUGGUUGCUCACAGUUGCAUUUGGGAAUGUGAUAGUGCUGAUUGUGGCAGAGGGAGCGGGACUGGAACAGUGGAUAGAGUUCCUCCUAUUUGCUGGCCUGCUGUUGGGCGUUUGCAUCAUUUUCUCAAUCAUGGCUUCCUUCUACACCUAUGUCAAGCCUGAAGAGCUAGACAAGAUCUUCCUGGAGGACUCAGGGAAGGGGGAGGACGACCAAGAGGACUUGAAGCAAAAUAGCGAUGACAUGCAGCUGAACAAAACAGGGAAGGGCACCAGAUUGUAACAUUACCAGAUUAUAAAGACUACUUUUUCUGCUGUUGCUACAUUGAUUUAGCUUCAAAUAUGAGAUACAUCUAAAAUGUAAGGAUUUGACAUUUCUUGUGUUUAUAGAAGUCCUGCCUUUCUUUAUACUCCAGUCACUUCUAAUUUUAACCAGAGAACAAGGACAUAUUGUCUGAUUGAGACUGAAUACAUGAAAUAGUGUGUCAAAGUGGUCUUAAUGUUGUCUUUUCUGCUCCAUGAUCAAGUAUUAUUACAAAUUAAUGUUCAGCAUUAUAUUUUAUUUGUUUCAUAUAAACUCCAUGUAAGAAUUUUUUUUCUGUGAUGCUUAAAUAAUUACAAGCUGUAUAGCCUUUGACAAAAGAUGUUGGAGGAAUAAUUCAGUUUACAUUGCGUGCCUUCAAAUAUGAUAUUAAAGGACCAUAGCUAGUGCCAGUUUUGCAUGUUAAGAUCAAAUUUAUUAUGGUAAACCUUUUGUGUAUAAUCAUUUUGACAUUUAGCCUUUGCUAUUCUGGCUAUCACCAUUAUUUUAUUUAUAGUGGAAAGUUGUAUCUGGAUAAAUGUUUUGAUAGUAAUUGCUAGCGGUGCAAACACACUGUCCAUCUCCACAGCUAGUUUGAUGACUUGAAUUAAGAAGUCUUUUUAAAAAAAAUCUGCCCUCCAUAAAAUUAAGUUGUAUGGAUGAUUUUGACCUAAAAAGCUGUUAAAAAGUGGCACCACUAGAAGGAGCAGCCCAUAGAGAAAGCUGACAUAUCUUGAGGUAUGGACCAGGCCGCUGGGGAUGCUAGAUAACUUUUUUCACCCUUGUUAUGCCAAAAUCAUUCACAGCAAGAAGAUGCACAGGAAAUUCCCAGACAGGGCCUUUCUGUGUGGAGUUUAGAUGUUCUCCCCGUUGACUUGUGGGUUCUUUCUUUGUACUACAGCUCCCUCCCACAGAUCAAAACAUACUUGCUAGGUCAAUUGGUGACUCUAAAUUGCCUGGAGGUAUGAGUCUAAGAGUGCCAGGUUGUCUCUAUAUGCCAUCCCUGUGAUCGACUGGCACCAUGUCUCGGGUGUACCUCACCUAUUGCCAAGUGUCAGCUGGGAAUGGCUCCAGCUACCCCCGACCCUGGAUGGGAUAAGUGGUGUAGAAAAUGGAAAGAUAUGGUGGACCUAUAGCCUCUUGGCAAACACCUCCAGUCGUAUCAGCCAUGCCCCUAGAAAUGCACAAGUUUUGUCAUUGGCCUCGCUUGAGUUGGAGGCAGGAACAGCUACAAAUUUCUGCUUGUAGAGUCAACAUCAGGAGGUGGCAGUUUCUUCCUAUGCAGGAACAAAAGAAAUCAGUCCUUAGUUCAGUCAGGACCACUUUAAUAGCAGUUAUUAACUUGUACAUAUUGCCGUUAUUAAUAUUUGGCAGAGUGGCUGUUCUGGGAUCCCCCUGCCCUUCCACGACACCACGUGGAAAGCAUCAAGCAGGAACAGCUUGCCUACAAGAAAAGCCUGAGGCAGGAAGAGAAGCAUCAAAAAGCCCGUCCCAGAGCAGGCAUCAAUGACAACAGAAUGACACUGAUUGGGUCAGAAGUAGAUACAGGAGGAGCUGGGGUGGAGGAGGGUUGCAAAAAGUGUCUUACAGAGUAAGGAGAAAAGCGUAGCCUGGCUAGAGCAUUUUUAAUAUGGCAGCAUGAGUGUGAUUAGCCAAUAGCGUGCCAAGAGCAAAUCAGCUGCCUGUUAGCUGAUGUGGGCUUGAGUGAGAUCAGCUGAGCUCAAUUAUAUGGCAGCACUCGACUGCAGCCUGCCUGAACUAAUGCAAUAAGCUCAAUUUUUACAAAAGUUUGCUAAUUGUCUGCUGACUGGAUUUGGUUUUCAGCAACGCCUAUACUUCAAAUAGUUUAAGUAUAUUUUUAUAUUUAGCUCCAUUAAAUAAGCAGGAAGGACUUACUAAGAUGUGAAAAAUUGCCACAUGCAAUGUUGAUGUCUGAAAUAUUUUUUUUUCUUUUGCUCAAACAUGCAAAACCCACAGAAUGGUCCUUUAAAGUCAUAAGAUACUUGAUGGAUUUUUUGUGAAUCAUGCUGCUCCUUAUAUAGUUCUGUAAAUAGACUGAUGUGAUGCUGAAAGUUGUUUAUGUGCUGUUUUUAAUUGAGAAAGAUUAAAAUGUACCUUGUUA